AUGUACGAUGUGGCUGUUUAUUCAUUAUUCGGCACACUGAUAUUCUUCAUUAUUAUUCAUUUGAUCAGUUUGGGGAUACAGUUGGAAGUCACCACGGAUGGUGUUGAUUAUAUCACCCAACAGGUCAAUCAGCAACGUAAAGAAUAUGAGGAAGCUGUGCAUAGAUUCGUAUACGACGCUUUUUUUGUUAGGAAAUACUAUGAGAAUAGGCCAGCAACCUUUGAACUUACCGAGACGUUAUCUACUCAGCAAGCACUAUCAAAAUAUAAAGAGAUGAAAAAAGAACGAAACGUUGAUAAAGCGAUAAAUGAAAUUAGCAAACAUUUAACAAUGCUUAGCAAAAUGAAAGUGGUUAUGGACCAGCCAGAGGAAAAGCAAUUUGACUCAAAAUUUAUGAAGUUAAUUAAAGAAUUACAUGAAACUGGGCAAACUACCACAAGAAAAGGCGUAAACAGAAUAAAACAGGACAAGAAACUGUCAAAAACACAAGAAGAUAAGUUAUGCAUAGUGUUUAGAUUAGGGGCGAAAGCGAAACGUUCGAAAGAGUUCAGCACUCGUGCCGCAAUUUCAAGAGCAAUCCAAGUAGGAAGGAAAUACGAAAGCGGAUAUGCCGAUUUGACCCAGUAUAGUAUUAAAGAUCAGAAGAGCCAAAUGAUAACCGAGAAAACACAGAUAAGUGCUGUAAAAACUCCAAGUAUUCAAAGAGCUGAAGUGUCACCUCAACGCAGAAAAUCACUUCCGUCACCAUCGCGGCUCUCUGUGACAAGUCGUAAAUUACAGAUGCUAUCUUCAAAAGUAGCUGGUAAAAUUUUAUGGAUUCUUGAACCGGACAGAACACAAUCGUCAUCACAUCACACAAGUCAGAGUCAAGCAACAGGGAGCUUAUCAACACAAAUUAAAUGCGAUGCAAAAGUAGUGGAAUUUUCGGAGCCUCCCAAAACGAUUCUACCAAAGUCAAUGACAAACCAGAAAAGUCUAAAAAGUUUUUCUGGACAUGAAAGUGGUAGUUCGGAAAAUGACACCCCGGCACAUAUUAACACUCUUAAGUCACUUACAAAGCAAGAGUCGGAAGAAAAUAUUGAAGCAGGGGACGAAGAAGAGAUUGAAGAUAAGAAGGUGAUAAAGUGA
This is a messenger RNA of Loa loa (African eye worm), 1128 nucleotides long. RefSeq lists its product as hypothetical. The record is from RefSeq and is a predicted model, not a curated record. The coding region runs from base 1 to 1128 and encodes 375 amino acids. NCBI's taxonomy places the organism in Eukaryota, Metazoa, Nematoda, Chromadorea, Rhabditida, Onchocercidae. The transcript has 7 exons.